Molecule: messenger RNA, 375 nt
Organism: Melampsora larici-populina 98AG31
Lineage: Eukaryota; Fungi; Basidiomycota; Pucciniomycetes; Pucciniales; Melampsoraceae
Exons: 2
Coding region: 1-375 (124 amino acids)
Source: RefSeq, a predicted model, not a curated record
AUGUCCAGGGUUCAGAAGGAGCAUGAUAGGAACCGUGCCACAAAAAAAACUCAUCAACCCACCCAAUCUGGCCUUCUUGCAAUGUCAAACCUACUUCAAGUUCAUUCUAAUGACAUAGGUGUUUCUUCUGGUGAUGCUUCUGGAGCUUGUAAUCCGGAAGCACUUGGAAAGUGUGGUCACUUCAGAAUCGAUUUGAUGAGUCAGAGUACAUGGCCGAUUUUGAGAAUCGCCUUUGACACCUUUGGAGCUCCUAGAAACGCGACCAGUCAUCAUCUCAUCAAAGCGAGCUCGAGGAGGAAAACGGCUCUGCGACAAGUGACACGGAAAUUACGGGUCCAUCUUCGAAUGAAUCAUGACAUUCGAGUUUCAGAGUAG